AAUAAUCAAAAAUUCGUAAAAAAUUGAAAAAAAUACCUACUCAUGAAAUCUUUAAUGUCGUUUGUUGUGCGGGCCAAAAUUUUGGCUCGGUGUAUACAACUGAAAAAUCGAUCAUUCAUCAACGAAAUUAUAAUCUUCAUCAUGUCUUUAUUCAUGAUUUCAUCGAUACAAUGUACAUCAUUAUCAUUUCAUCAUGAUGAUAAAAACAGUGAAAUAAAUCAUCAUAAUUUGAUGUCGAAAAAUUUUAUGUUUAACGACGAAACAGAAAAUCUGAUCGAUGAUGAUCGUGAUCAACAGAGAAAAUUUCGAGGUCGAAAUAAAUAUGAAUCGACCAUUUCUACUUUGACAUCUAUAGUACCUACGAUUGAAUUUUCAUCACCAUCGUAUUCAUUUUCAGCAUUGUCUCAUCAUAAUCCAUUGAAUGAUGAGGAAAAUUUUAUAUUUCGUCAUGAAUGGAAUUUUACCGAAGUCAAUCUGGCAAAUAGUCAUCUAUUCUAUAUUCGAACAAAAUAUUCAUGUUCAACACCUCGUGCUAAAUUAGUAAAAGUGUUGGAUUAUCAUGCAUCACCAUUAAAACAAUAUGUACCUAGAUGCACUGUUCUGCAUAGAUGUGAUGAUGAAAGCGGAUGCUGUGAAGAUGUGACACAUCGCUGUGAACCAAGUAAAACUCAAUUGGUCGAAUUAUAUUUCCAUGUAAUUCGUUCCGAUAUGAAGAAUAAUAUAACUGGUGGUAAUGCUGUUGGCAUUGAACGGCUUACAUUUUUAAAUCAUACUCAUUGUGAAUGUAAACCAAUCAAUUAUAUGCCAAGAAGUGUCCAAAUUCGACCUCCUUUGCGUUUAAUGAGUUCUGGCUCUGAUCGUGGUCAUCAGCAAGGUCAUCAUCAUCAUCAUCAUCACCACCGUCAUAAUAAUCAUCAUCAUAAAUGCAAACAUGUCAUCAAAUGUCCCGAGCCAUUCAUUCAAAGAUUUCGUGGCACAGAUCAACGCUGUAUUUGUGAUUGUGUUCGUCAAUUGGGCCAUUUUACUACCGAUAAUGAUAGCGAUGAGGAAGUAUCCUACAAAUUUUGUCUGAAAAUUCAAGAUGGCCUAGCAAAAUUUGAUCCAUUACGAGCUAGAUGUAUACAAACUGGUGAAUGUUCUGAACCUAUAUGUUCAUUUGGUUUACGAUUCAACAGAACUGAAUCUCAAUGUUCAACACAGAAAUCAGGUCUGUGGUUGAAUUACAACCACAACCACCACCAACUGUUUCAGACUAGUUUACAAAAUUCACCAAAUAAUAAUCAUCAACAUCAAAUUCGUCAUGACCUUCAUAAUCAUCAUAAUGGACAGCAUCAUCAACAUCAUCCACAUCAUUCUCGAACCUCUCCACCUCCAGCAAUCUAAAUGACCAAAGCAUAGUUUAAACAAAACAAAAAAAUCCUAGCUCAUUGAUGGUAUGAGAUUCUUGUUUCUUGUCAUUCUAAUACCAUCAUCCAAGCAUAGCGAUGAAUCUAAAUCUAAGCCAAAAAAAAAAUUUCCAAUCAUUAUCUCAUACAAAAAAAAUUCAAUUUAAUCUUUUGAUUUAUUUAUAAAUAAUAUUCAUUUUUUCAGUGCUUUGCAUAAAAAAAAUACAUAUUUCCAUAAUUCUUUGUAUGGUAUUUUUCAUUUAAAUAUUUGACAAAAAUAAUUAACAUUUUAAAGCGACACCCUCUCGAUGGCCAUGAUUUGCUGGUGUAUAUUCGAU
Messenger RNA from Dermatophagoides farinae (American house dust mite), 1723 nucleotides. RefSeq lists its product as uncharacterized. The record is from RefSeq and is a predicted model, not a curated record. Gene Ontology annotation, cellular component: membrane. Lineage: Eukaryota; Metazoa; Arthropoda; Arachnida; Sarcoptiformes; Pyroglyphidae. Gene Ontology annotation, molecular function: growth factor activity. Gene Ontology annotation, biological process: hemocyte migration.